Molecule: messenger RNA, 1163 nt
Organism: Pocillopora meandrina
Lineage: Eukaryota; Metazoa; Cnidaria; Anthozoa; Scleractinia; Pocilloporidae
Source: the annotation of a GenBank genome assembly
AUGAAACUGUUGUUAUUCUUAACGCUUUGCAUGACUCUCGUCUUUGUUGCAGCUGAACCCAGUUUUGUAGAAGAUGAAUAUUUAGAAGACGCAGAGGAAAAUGAUGCGCGUCAUCAUUUGCGCCGCGUAAGUCAUCAAUUUAAAAUGUACCAAUCGUAAAAAUGUACAGCAUUUUUUUCGUGCUUAAUGUGAUAAGCUAUAUAUAACUCUUUGAAAAAUGGAGGUGGAAAACAGAUUUCUUUUUUUCAUGUUCUUGUUGCUUUGAGCGCAUAUCUCUUUGCCCUCAAGGCUUUUCGAACACCACUUUUCUCAAAAGUACACAUCAAAACGAACUGUGAAUACAAUGAUCAUAUUUAUUUGGGACAGUCCAGUUCAAGUUCACUUGAAGCAAAUGCACGAGUUCUCAAAUUUACAAAGUAUGGACCAGGUUCAAUAGUUGCGAACCCUUCAAUGUAUCGUUUCCAGUAAGCGAGUAUGAAGUAGGUGUCACUAAGGGCCUAAUGCCUUUCCUCCAUAUUCAGUGCCAAAAAAAUGAAGACUGCAAAGCUGGAGAAUGUUGCAGACUUUACUGGUACUGGUUUUGGAAACGCAGGUGCUUUAAACAGAGGACAGAAAAUCAAACAUGCCUUCUGAAAACUGUAAGUGUGUUUCACUUUUUUCGUCGAUCAUGAUUGAAAGCUAAUACUUCCACUACCAAAUUUUGCUAACAGUCGAUGAAAACACUUAGAACAAAAGAAAUCUGAGGCAAUAACAACAAAAAUAAAAUCCUUAAAUGAUUUUCCAUUGCACUUGCAGCAAAGUAAAUCAUAGAAACUCUCUCAAGUUUCAUAAAGACAACCAAAUAAAUAUCACAUAGUUUAAUUCAUUUCCGGCAUCUUAUUUUCCUUUUUCUUCAGUCUAGCGGAAACUGUCAUAACGGUUGUGCAGAUGGUCUGGAGUGUGUAAAAUGUGGAGACCCUGAUUUUCGUCACCAUAAUAGGGGCAAGUGUAUUCGUCCGCUCCCACCCACUGAGGAACCAGGCUCUGGGGAUAUAGACGACUAAGGGAAGAAUACCAGAAAAUACAUGUGACACAUGUUGUAAUACAAGUCGAAAUGAUAUAAUUACGAUUGAACAUGUGGAUUAGUAAACUGUCCGGACGAUCAAUAAAAAGUGUGUGAACUG